This is a messenger RNA of Aspergillus ochraceoroseus IBT 24754, 1701 nucleotides long. RefSeq names its product phosphatidylinositol-specific phospholipase C domain-containing protein. The transcript has a single exon. NCBI's taxonomy places the organism in Eukaryota, Fungi, Ascomycota, Eurotiomycetes, Eurotiales, Aspergillaceae. The coding region runs from base 1 to 1701 and encodes 566 amino acids. Gene Ontology annotation, biological process: lipid metabolic process. Gene Ontology annotation, molecular function: phosphoric diester hydrolase activity. The record is from RefSeq and is a predicted model, not a curated record.
AUGCCCGCAGGAAGCUACAUGGAUUGGGGACUUUUAGAUACCGCCUCCCUCACGAGCGGGAAACAAUACAUCACGAUCGUCAAUCUCACGCCGCAUCGAUUCAAACUCCAAAGCACGCACUCGUACCAAAUGGACGUCUUCGACUGGGGAGACGUCCCACCCGGUCGUGCCCGCCAAAAUCUUGCACAGUAUACAACAGCUGCUGGCAAGGACGCUGUGGAUGACAACGGCGAGGCAUAUUACAGCAUCGAAGGUACAAGUAAACAGUUCGUCAUCCGGGCAACAACUCAUAUUCCCGAUACUCACUGGCGCCGUACUGUUAUUGACCUCAGUGGGAUGGGCUUGGGUCAGCGCGAAUACUCAGACCCGGCAGCAGAGACCUCGGUUACGUUGGUCAUUACCGGGAGUGAAAGCUACGGCUUCAUCACAUCCCUGACCUACGGCGCGGUGAAUUGGAUGAAAGAAAUAUACGACGUUAUCAAGGAUAGGCCACUGCAGCAUAUUGUCAUACCGGGUACGCAUGACUCGGGGAUGAGCACUAUUAGCGAUAAGAUUGUCUCGUUGGGGACUACACCCAAUACCCAGACUCAAGCUCUCAGCAUUUACAACCAACUGCGUGUGGGCGCGCGAUGGUUCGACUUGCGUCUUAUGAGCGUCCACCAGUUAGAUACAAGCGAUUAUGAGUUUUAUGCUGCCCAUGUCAAUGAUGAGACGGCCGAUGUGCCCGUUGGAAAUACAGGGGAGAGCUUGAGCGACAUAAUCCAAGAAAUUAAUCAGUUCACGUCAGAGAAUCCCGGCGAAGUCAUCUUUUUCCACCUCAGAUACCUAAUUGGCAUCCGCAAUAUCCCCAGCGGUCCGAUAUACUGGGGCAACGACACGGUGGAUGCCUUCUUUACGCAGCUGGAGAAGAUCAACAAUCGCUGCGGGAAUCUCGACACAGACGUGCAUUUCCAACAUCAAAAGACCUCGUACUUUAUGGGCCAGAAUGACGGCUCUGGGUGUGUGAUUUUCCUCUUGGAUGGCUCUAAUCUAAAGACCGGCGUGACAAGUUCCUCCGUGUCGGACGGCUUCUACCCUGCUGGACAAAUGGGUAUCGACGACCACUGGUCUGAUCUGGCCAACACGCAACCCAUGGCCGAAAACCAAAUCUCGGUAUGGUCAGGAAUCGAGCGAGUGAAGCCCUUUUCAAAUGACGAGUUUCUCAUCAGUCAGUGGCUUGUCUCUGCUGAUGUCGUCACUACAACUGCACUCACCAUCCAAAACAUUGCCAUAUUACCUACGAAUCCUGCACUUUAUUGGGCAGGGGUAAACGCUAUGAGUCCGCAGAAAUGGCCAAACGUUCUGCUGGUUGAUUAUAUUGGCGUUGUGGUCACUGAUCAGUUCGCUUGGUCACAGCUGGGUGCUGAGUUAUAUACCCUGGCGAUUGGGCUGAAUCUCUACAUGAUCAGUGAGAAUUGCGAUGUGAGCGAUGAGCGAUCUCCAGUUCUGCCAUCCUUGACUUCAUCCACAAGUAGCCAGACCAAGAGGGCGGCUUCGGGCUGGAAUGGAAUUAUUUAUGCAAAUGGGACUGUUGUUGAUCAUCCACCACGGAAUCUGCAUCCCGGUCGCGUGGAAGUGCUGAAGGCCGGGACGGUAUUUAAUAACGGCACGGUCCUGGAGCAAGACAUUCGGAACCCUAAUUUCAAUUCCACUGCAUUCUAG